AUGACAAACCUUCAGCCGCCCAAGACAGUCAAAGAUAUCAGAAGCUUCCUAGGACAUGCUGGAUUCUACAGGAGGUUUAUUAAAGAUUUCUCACAGAUAGCAAGGCCAUUAACACGCCUAUUAUGCAAGGAUAUCAACUUUGAGUUCACUGAAGAGUGUCACAAGGCUUUCACUAAGAUCAAGGAUGCAUUGGUCAGUGCACCAGUAGUUCAACCUCCAAACUGGGAACUACCCUUUGAGAUAAUCAGAACGCUUGAUGAGGCACAAUGCAAGUAUGCCACGACAGAAAAGGAGCUUCUUAGCUAUUGUUUUGCAUUUGAGAAGUUUCGAUCAUACUUGGUGGGAUCGAAAGUUAUAGUUCAUUUUGAUCAUGCAACAUUAAGGUAUCUCUUAUCCAAGAAAGAUGCCAAGCCAAGAUUGCUGAGAUGGAUACUUCUAUUGCAAGAAUUUGAUCUUGAGAUAAAGGACAGAAGAGGAGCAGAUAAUGGAGUGGCUGAUCAUCUCUCAAGAAUGAGAGUGGAGGAAGAUCUUCCGCUUGUUGAUAGGUUGCUGAUGUACUUGCAUUUUACAUAG
Messenger RNA from Microthlaspi erraticum, 573 nucleotides. Lineage: Eukaryota; Viridiplantae; Streptophyta; Magnoliopsida; Brassicales; Brassicaceae. The record is from the annotation of a GenBank genome assembly.